AUGGACGUGCAGGCAGAAACCGUGCAAUUCCUUGUCCGCUUGUCCGAAGUACUGACGGUCGACUAUUUGUGCCAAUUUCGGAAUCUUCUCGAUGCCAAAAUCACCUUCUUGAAGGCCAGUCAAGGCCAACACGCCGCCUCGGACGCCCGCAUUGAGGCCUCUUCCUCGUCGAAUCCACGUCCUGCUCCGCCGCAGGCUUUUCCUCCAUAUGCGCAGACGACAUCAGCAGCACCACCACCACCACCACCAGCAGCUCCAGCUCCUGUACCAGCUUCAGUACCUACCCCAGCCUCAGCUCCAGCCUCAGCUCCAGCUCCAGCUCCAGCAGCAGCACCACCACCACCACCACCAGUACCAGCUCCAGCUUCAGCUACAGCAUCACUACGACCACGACUACCAGCUCCGGCAUUAGCUUCAGCUUCAGCACCACUACCACCACCACCACCAGCUCCAAUACCACCACUGCUACCAGCUCCACCACCACCACUACUACCGCUAGUAGCACUACCAGCAGCAGCACCACCACCACCAACAGCAGCUCCUCCACCUCCACCACUACCAGUAGCACCACUAGCAGCAGCACCAGCUCCAAUACCAACUCCAGCUCCACCACCACCACCACCACCACUGGCUCCAGCAUUAGCUUCAGCUUCAGCACCACUACUACCACCACCACCAACUCCAGUACCUAUACCAGCUCUACCUCCAGCACUAGCUCUACCUCCAGCUUUAGUACCUACACUAGGUCCAGCACCACCACCAGCUCCAGCACCAUCACCAGCUCCAGCAGCAGCUCCAGCUCCAGCAGCAGCUCCAGCUCCAGCAGCAGUUCCAGCAGCAGCACCACCACCACCACCACCACCACCACCAGCAGCUCCAGCAGCACCAGCUCCAGCUCCAGCUCCAACUCCAGAACUAGCUAUAGUACUAGCUCUAGUACUAGCUCUAGCAGCCCGAGAGGCUGAAGGACGUGGGCAGAGGGAUGUCGAACCUCAGGAUGACGGUCCGGCUGCACUCUCAGGGGAUGGAGACGUCGAGAUGUUGGCUGAUUGUGGCCCUGUUCAACCGAGGACCGAACCUCCGUCUGUCCCUACAACGCCACGCGAGAGGUCUCCAGCACCUCUCGCAACUGAACCUGCCUUGCCGCCGUUGGGGGGACCCCCAAUGUCUCCCACAACUGGACCUGCCUUGCCGGUGUCGGAUAGCUAUCUGACACCUCCCGCGACAGCACCUACCUUGCCCCUGGUGGAUAGACGUCCAACACCAUCCGCAACUGCAGCUGGCUUCCCGCUCGAGAGCUCUCCGACACCUCUCGCAACUGCAUCUGGCUUACCACUUGAGAGCGCUUCGACGGCCUCUACAAUUAUACUUAGCCCACCACCACCUGCGAGCUCUCCAACAGCUCCAGAUCCCCAAAGAGCGAAUUCCCUAAGCCUGAAGCGUUAUGCAUGCGCUUCCUCUCGGCCGCCAGCGAAGAGAGCCAGAACAGCACCCCUCCAGGAUUCCACCCCGGAAGGUAUCUCUGCAGAGUCCUUGGCCGCUGCUAUCUUCAGCAAGCCGGCAAUCGAACAAUUCCUAGGCCUGGUCAAAAGCCGAAGGAACCCAUGUUCUGAUUUGGUCAUUGGGGAUCCUGAUGAUCCUCCCGGGCAGAUUUCGAGGUGUCUCGCAGGAAUUGACAACGCCAAAUGUGACAAAAACCUCAAGCAAUUCUUGACGCGACUCUAUGAGCUGUAUCUCUCAAGAGCGGUUGCCAACCUCUUGAGCGGUCGAAGUCGAUUGGACCCGAAUGUUAUAGGGCGGAUUGGGGAUACUCUUGGAUGGUCUUACUCCAAAUACCGUCGACAUCUUAACAGUGGCAAGCACUGGGAAAAAAUCUGCGGGAAGUACGAUGGCCUUCUGUGCUUUAUUCCACUCGCGAGGGCGAGCAGCCGACAGAAUCAACAACUGACAGACGACGAAUCCGCAAUCUUCGAUCCCCAGCACUAUUCAAAGAUGAGUGACGACGAUAUCAAAAUCUUCCACGCACAGCUUGAUCAAGAGGCGAUGACGGCCUUGAUCUGUCGCGCGGGAAAGGCAUUUCAGGAGUCUCUCGACAGUGACAAGAUGGACGUUGAGUUCUGCUUUGAGGGUCGACCGUUUCCGCCAUACACCGAGGUCACCAGGGAUGUGCUCGAGCAGCUACAGCCAUUUCCAUCUCUCGAGGAAAACCACUACGACGCGUCUGAAUACCCCGACUGGGAGAGGCCGCUUGGAUGGCCCGGAGACCUGCCCUGGCCAACCAACCCCAUGUCACUCGAUCCCGACGGUGUCCAAUGUGACCUCUGUACGGAACGUGAUUGUCGCUGCAUCGAAACCAUCCAAGGAUCCACAGCCCGGAUCAAGUCCUACGCGGGUAAAGGACGUGGUCUUCAAGCGAAUGGGCCCAAUGGACAAUUGGCGUACCGAGAGGGGGCCCUACUCGGUCAGCUCACCGGCGAAAUCCAACCAGAGGGUACGCCACCACCAGGAGACCAAAUUUUCAUCAUUGUGAGAGGUGACAUCACCGAUACUGAAGAUCCCGAACCGACCGUCGGCCAGCUCAAUAGCGCCAGGAUGGGGGGGAUUUUCAGGCUGGUCAGCCACUCCUGCAAGCCUUGUACUCGCUUUCGUCAGAUGCGCGUCUCUGGCCUGAUGAGGGUCGUUAUUGAAGCCAAAAGAGAUAUCCGCGCCGGGGAGGAGAUCACUGCGGACUACGGGAGAAGCUACUUUCCAAAGGGAGAAUGUCGCUGCGAGGACUGCCAAACACCGCUUCUCCCUUGGCAAGCCCAAGGCUCUCGUCAACUGGGCAGCCUUUUGAACCCUGCGGCUGAGAUUCUCGAUCCCUUCGCCAAAAGUCUGGUGGGCUGGGACAAGACUGACCUGAAGAGGGCGAUCCUUCAACGAUCGUGGUCGGCCCUGGGCCAUAUUUCUCCAGAUUGCGCCCAAAUUUGGCGAGCGGCGAACAUUGGCCUGCCCCGGUUUGUGAGGCCGGCUCAAUGCUGGGGGGCGUCUCCAAAUCUGGACAAACUCUGGCAGCAAAUACGGACAGUGGUCAAGUCGAGACCGGAGAAGUACUCGGGUUAUGAUGGCUCAUUCAGCGGCGACGAUCAUUCCCUCACCACCUUUUCCACAAUGACGAACCCGGAUAUCUCCAAACCGCAGAGCUUCCUCCACAACAUCCCCGUUGAAUUGGCUCCGGGCCAGCGUAUGAAAGUCCCCAGGGAGCUCUUCACGAAAUAUCGACCGAUCGCAGCGGAUGUACCAAUGGCCUGUAAUGUCACUCCUACCGGUAGCGUCUUCAGUCCUCACCUCGACACCAAUCGAGACGGGCUCAUCGCGGUAUUCGGAAACUGCACCAAGUUGAUCGCCUGUUGGCCCGCCAGCGCUCAAAAUAUCGAGUUUCUCCUCAAGACCGAGAAGAUGAAGCCUUGCGAAGCCUUUCGACAUCUGGUGACAAAACUCUCGGGUGGAAUUCUCUUGCGUCUCACGAUGGACGACGCUCUAUUUAUGCCCGCGGGCACGAUUCACGGGACAAUCACUAUGGAGGGUGGCAUCUUGAUCGGCAUCAACACGCAUUCGACCGGAAGCCUCGUCGGAGCCCUGGUCAGCGCCACGUACGAACUGCGGAACAACCUGUUGGCCGACGAGGACGUACCUGUGCUUCUAGAACCUUUUGUCCCCCUCCUGGACGACAAGGUGUUGAAACGGUUGCGGGAUGACCGGAGACACGUGGAACAAGAACUCUUGCGUGAAUGGCCGGCCACGUUUGAUGCUCUCCUGUCGAGGCUCUCUCGCGUGCAGGAUCGAGAGGUCUCGGAAGAAAUCAUGGCAAGGGUCAAAUCGACAUUCACUCUUGUGAAAUUCAGGUUGGUGGAGAUCGCUCGGGAUACCGGUUUGCCGACACCAACUUGUUGUGGAGUGGUCAACGAUUUGACACAUUUCAUCGCCGCCCACCUCGAUGAAAAGAGAUUCCCCGGCGGCGGCGGCGGCGGCAUCGGCGGCGGCGGCGGCGGCAUCGGCGGCGGCAUCGGCGAAUGA
This is a messenger RNA of Fonsecaea monophora, 4056 nucleotides long. RefSeq lists its product as hypothetical. NCBI's taxonomy places the organism in Eukaryota, Fungi, Ascomycota, Eurotiomycetes, Chaetothyriales, Herpotrichiellaceae. The transcript has a single exon. The coding region runs from base 1 to 4056 and encodes 1351 amino acids. The record is from RefSeq and is a predicted model, not a curated record. Gene Ontology annotation, molecular function: protein binding.